Hyalella azteca is the source of this 5122-nucleotide messenger RNA. RefSeq names its product probable chitinase 10. Gene Ontology annotation, molecular function: serine-type endopeptidase activity; chitinase activity; chitin binding. Gene Ontology annotation, cellular component: extracellular region. NCBI's taxonomy places the organism in Eukaryota, Metazoa, Arthropoda, Malacostraca, Amphipoda, Hyalellidae. Bases 222 to 5072 code for a protein of 1616 amino acids. The transcript is spliced from 36 exons. Gene Ontology annotation, biological process: carbohydrate metabolic process; chitin catabolic process; proteolysis. The record is from RefSeq and is a predicted model, not a curated record.
ACGCUGAUGAUCAGUCGCAGUUUAUCCGACGCGCGGAGAGGUAGAGUGAAGAGGCGCGCUUGGUCGACGUUAAUUACACUAUUUUUAAACGGGUACUUAGGUUGCCCAUUAAUUUAAUGCAGUACAACUUGCUCAUGACCUGCUAAUCGAGAGUGUGCGAUGUGGCUUCUGGUGUGACAAUCUUUUCCGGAUUAAUUACUGCGAAACCAAACACGGAAAAUAUGAUGUGCAUCCAGAAACGUACUCUCCUUCUUUUUGCUCUCUACUUCCAGUGCUGUAUGAGUGCUCAACACAGCGUUUCUACGGGAAGUAGUCCCGUGAUAUCUUGCUUUAUCGAGGGCUGGUCAGUGCUCAGGCCUAUUGGUGCUGGCAAGUUCAGUUUGGAUGACAUCGACCCCAGUCUCUGCACCCACCUGGUCUUCCUCUUUGCUGGUCUCGACGACGACAGAUCAACCAUUUCUCUUGACCCAACAUACGACACUAGAGGAGCGCUCAGGCAACUCAUGGCCAUGAAGGCUCGUGUUCCCUCGCUGCACGUGACUGUGGCUGUCGGGGGAUGGUCUGAAGGAUCCGUAGGAUUUUCCAAGAUGGCUUCCUGGCAGCCCAAUAGGAAAGCCUUCAUCGACUCGGCUUUGGAAUAUUUGAGGCGUUACCAAUUGGAUGGCUUGGAUAUCUUCUGGCAUAACCCAGCUCAACAAAUUCAAGGAGGUCACCCGGAAGACAAGCGCAACUAUGUUACUUUAGUUAAGGAACUGAAAGAAGCUCUCAGGCCUGAAGGAUUCUCCCUGACCGUGGCGGUGAUGUCAGGCAAGAGCGUAAUCGACGAUGGCUACGACCUACCAGGCCUCGCCGAGCACGUUGAUUUCUUCUACCUGCUGGCCUACGAUUAUCACGGAAAGUGGGAAGAAAUUACUGGCCUCAACGCACCUCUUUACCCUCACUCGGGGGAAACGGAUCUCGACCGAACACAAAAUGUCAACUUCACGGUAUCGUACGCACUGGAGAUGGGGGUGCCCGCCGAAAAGAUUGUACUUGGGCUUGCACUUUUCGGUCGAAAUUUCGUGCUGGCGGACAGCAAGAAUCAUGGAGUUGGUGCUGCUGCUCUGGCAGGAGACCCUGCAGCCGGGGACGGACUCCUCACCUAUAUGCAGAUCUGCAAGCGAAUAGAGUCGGAAGGAAUAGCUUGGUCUCUCGCCCGUGAACAGGAGCAGCGAGCACCGUUCAUCUACCGCGGCACGGAGUGGAUCGGCUAUGACGACUCACUGUCUAUUACUGAGAAAAUAGACCUGGCCAAGAUGCUGCACCUGCGCGGAGUGAGUGCGUUCGCCAUAUCCACGGACGACUUCGAAGGCGAAUGUAAGGCCGGCAAGUAUCCGCUCCUCAGGACGAUCAACGCUGAGAUGCGAGAAAGUGGCGUCGAACAUAAUCCGUCAAAAUGUAGCGUGGUCGCGUCGAGUAAUGUGAGCGUGGCUGUUCUAUCCUGUGGAUCAGCGAAUGAUAACCCAGCAGAAUGUGAUGCUGGCGACACCGUCCCGCCUCAAACCGUCGUGCAAGCCACGUGCUUGGAGACUGCAGACAUGACUGCCAGAUGUCACGACGACGGAUUCUGGAGACCGUUCAUACAGGAGGACGGAUGGUUUGACAAGAAGACGGCCAUUCUAUGUCAGCCGUACGACAUCAAAUCGGAAGGGUCAAGUCAUGGCCAUGAGAAUAACGUGGUCGCGUGUUUCUACGAGAGUUGGUCGGUCUACAGGCCCGAACUGGGACAAUUCAACAUCGAUGACAUCGACGCCAACCUCUGCACCCACAUCAGCUUCUGUUACCUGGGCUUGAACGAACACACGUCAACCAUCAUGGAGAUCGAUGAAUACGCUAUUCAACAAGGAGCCUUGCAGAAGCUGGUGGCGCUGAAGGAAAAGAAUCCCUCGCUGAAGGUGACGGCUGCUGUGGGUGGUUGGACGGAGGGCUCGUCUAAGUACUCUGCUAUGGUGGCCUCUCCGGGCAAGAGGCAAACUUUCAUCACAUCCGUGAUCGAUUAUCUUCAACUUCACAAGCUGGAUGGCCUGGACAUAUCAUGGCAGGACCCUGGGGUGCGUGGAGGCACCGACCGAGACAAGAAGAACCUGGUGCUGCUGUGCCAGGAGCUGAAGGCAGCGACUUCCUCUCUAGGGUACCAAGUGAGUGUCGUGGUCAGCCCAUUCAGCUACAUCAUCGAUGGGGGCUACGAUGUCGCCAGGCUCGCCAAUACUGUCGACCUGAUCUACCUGGCGGCGUACGACUAUCACGGCAAGUGGGACGGAGUUACGGGGCACCCGGCGCCCCUUUACCCUCGCGCCUCUGAGGGGGCUGAAGACCAGCACCACAACGUCAACGGAUCUGUGUCGUACGUGCUGUCGAAGGGUGUCCCGCCUAAGAUGUUAGUUCUUGGUCUACCGUUCUUCGGACGAGCCUUCUUCCUGCGCGACGUCGAUAAGAACUCCAUUGGCUCCCCUAGUCUACAGGAUGGCUACCAAGGACCGUACACGCAGGAGGAUGGCUUUCUCGGCUACAAUGAGAUAUGCGAGAAGCUGAUAACGGAAGGCAUCCUCUGGACCGAGCGUCGACAUCCGGAGCACCAGGUUCCGUACGUCUACCGAAACAAUGUCUGGAUCGGCUAUGACGACGUCGUGUCACUCUCUGACAAGAUAAAGCUGGCUAAAGAUUUUGGCUUGAGAGGAGUGUACGCGUGGGCCGUGGACACGGACGACUUCAGAGGGCGCUGCGGCAACGGAAAGUUCCCUCUUUUGACGCAUGUCAAUGAGAUUAUGAAAGACGACAGCAAAAGUGCGAACAAGUUGCCGAGUAAGCGACCGCCAGUGGUGGCGUGCUUCUUCGCGAGUUGGUCCGUGUACCGCUCUUCCUUGGGCAAGUUCGACAUCUCGCUUGUGGACGGCAACCUGUGCACGCACCUUGUCUUUUGCUUCGCUGGACUGGACAAGGAAACUCUAACUAUCACUGACCUCGACAAGGAUUUUGUUCAGAAAAGAGGUGCCUACGCACAAAUGCAGCUCGUGAAGCGCACCAGCCCAGAUCUCAAAUUGACGGUCGCCAUCGGCGGCUGGACUGAGCGGUCCGAAAAAUUUUCCAAGAUGGCCGCCUCACCAUCGUUGAGGAAAACCUUCAUCGAUUCUGUCCUCGAGUACCUCGAGAGCAACUCGCUGGAUGGCGUGGAUAUGGUAUGGCAAGAUCCCGUAUUGCAAGAUCGCGGUGGCCAGACAGGGGACAAAGAAAACUACGUCAUUCUCUUGCAGGAGAUGGCAGCAGCGUUCGCAGGUCAAGGCUACCAUCUGGGCGCUACUGUGAGCGCGAGUGAAGAGGUUCUCGAUGCUUCUUAUGACCUUUCAGGCAUCGCUGCGGCUGUGGACAUUGUGCACUUGAUCGCCUACAAUUACCAUGGGUCAUGGAACCAAAAGACGGGCCAUGCUGCCCCGCUCUACCCUCGCAACGAUGAGACGGGCGCUGAACGCACCAAGAAUGUCGACUACACAAUAAAGCUGCUGCUGAGUAGAGGGGUGCCUCCUGCAAAGCUAUCGGUGAUGCUGCCGUUCUUUGCCCGCACUUUCUUGCUGAAAGACAUUGAACGCAACAACUUCGGUGACCCUGCCUUUUCUGUUGGGUUCAAAGGACCCUACACCGGGGAGAACGGCUGGAUGGGCUUCAAUGAGAUCUGCGAAAUGUACAAUGAUGAGGCACCAAUUUGGACUGUGAAGCGGCAGGCCGAACAUCGAGUGCCGUACAUGUACAACGAAGAACUAUGGUUCGGCUACGACAACGUGUCUGAAAUUGAGGAGAGGGUGCGGCAUGCGUUGAGCUAUGGUAUCGACGCCAUCGGCAUGUGGACGAUCGACACUGACGACUUUACUGGCAACUGCGGUCAGGGAAAAUACCCUCUGUUGAAUGCCAUCAACAGGAUCCUCAGGUCUCCGGCUGCUUCGCCUCCUGAUGCCACGCCACCACCAUUCUCCCCUCCGGCUAAUACGACUGGCUUACGUUGCUCUAUCUCACCUGAGCGUGACGUCACCAUCGGCAUUAUCGCCUGCGCCGACCGUCAAGAUUUGGGAUGUGCGGAAGGUCACUCAGUACCGCCUGGCACUGUGGUGCUUGCUGUGUGCUGGGAGACUGUGGAGCUGGUGAUGAGAUGUCACGGCGAUGGUGUGUGGCGGCAGUACGGAGAUGCUGAGGACGCUACAGAACGAAAGAUGGCCGUUCUCUGCCAGCCGUACUACCUCAACUCCGAAAUUUGUGGACGCCGGCCGCGGUACCAAAGUUCAGGCUCGUUGCUUUACCUGGACCAGUUCUUCACGCUUCAGAACCGAUGGCCGUGGGUUGCAGGACUGCUACGAGAUAGUAUCUACGUAUGCAGCGCUACGGUCAUUACUCCCGUGUUCCUGCUGACGGCUGCACACUGUGUAACAAGAACUCAAGAGGGCAACCAAGCUAUGGACGUUCGGGACCUCAAGAUUCAACUGUCACGCACCCUCGUCAGAAGGGUGAUCGACAUCCGCCUGCACCCCGAGUAUCAGGCGGGCAAGAGCCCCGUCAACGACAUCGCGCUCAUCCAACUCGAGUUUCCUCUCAAGUUCCACUCGAAGUUGUAUCCUGCGUGUGUUGGCACCUACGAACAAAAUCCUGCAAUUGAUGCAGUUACAUUCAACCGCUCGCACGGCACCGGCAGCUACAAAUACGACCUUCUGCUGCAGCGCAUCGUGCCGGACUGCCGGGGGUCGAGCGAGCGUUGCUCCGCAGACUUCAUCUUGCGGCCCUCACAGUUCUGCGGCGCCAGCAUAGAGAAAAGCGAUGGAGUUCUAAGUGGCGGUUCAUCAGGGGGCCCGUUUAUUCAGAACCUCGUGAGCAGAGAAGUCAUUGAGGCGUGGACAGUGACAGGCGUGACGUCAUACAUGUCAGAGGUUGCCGGAUGCGCGACUCCACGCAUGGUUUUUACUGCAGUCAACGUCUUCAGUAGUUGGAUAACUGAAACUAUCCAAGAACUAUUGUUGUUACUAGACGAAAUAGCUGAGAAUGUUGACGGAUAGAUACGCUCAUUUGCUUUUUACUCUGAAUCAAUAAAAAUCAACAUCAUGAA